Molecule: messenger RNA, 3360 nt
Organism: Branchiostoma floridae (Florida lancelet)
Lineage: Eukaryota; Metazoa; Chordata; Leptocardii; Amphioxiformes; Branchiostomatidae
Product: cyclin-dependent kinase 10-like
Exons: 11
Coding region: 177-1376 (399 amino acids)
Biological process (GO): regulation of mitotic cell cycle; protein phosphorylation
Cellular component (GO): nucleus
Molecular function (GO): cyclin-dependent protein serine/threonine kinase activity; ATP binding
Source: RefSeq, a predicted model, not a curated record
AUUUUGAUUCGCACCAGAUCAAGAGGUCAAAGGUUGUCUUCGGCAAAAAACAAAGUGGUCGUCUGCUAGCAGCUCCCCACUAAAACCGAUGUCGUAUGGCUGAUCACUGGUUUUAUCUGCUUAUAUCUUCCCCUUAAGUGCAUUUUGGCAGAGGAAGAAAUUUGUUACUGAAGACCAUGUCUGAAAAAGACAGACGGUUGUCUUCUGCGAGCUCGACGUCGACUGCAACGGAGAGGGGAGGGGGGCAGGAGAGAGAGAAGCUACAGUUGCUGUCCCUUUCCACUGGCAAGUUUAUGGACAUUCCAGAGAAAGACAGGAUUGGUAAAUGUCGGAGUGUUCAAGAGUUUGAGAAACUCAACAGACUCGGCGAGGGCACCUAUGGCAUAGUUUAUCGAGCCAGGGACACACGGUCCGGAGAGAUUGUUGCUCUUAAGAAGAUGAGGAUGGAUCGGGAGAAGGAUGGACUGCCCAUCAGUGGGCUACGUGAGAUCACACUGCUGCUGAAUGUGACCCACAGGAACAUUGUUGACCUGAAGGAAGUAGUGGUGGGGACCAAGAGUCUAGAAAGCAUCUUCCUGGUCAUGGAGUACUGUGAACAGGACCUGGCCAGCCUGUUAGAUAAUAUGGACACCCCAUUCUCAGAGGCACAGGUGAAGUGCAUCAUGCUGCAGGUGUUCAAUGGGCUGGAAUAUCUCCAUGACAACUUCAUCAUCCACAGGGACCUGAAGGUUUCCAACCUCCUCAUGACAGACAAGGGCUGCAUCAAGAUUGCUGACUUUGGUCUUGCCAGAACAUUUGGACUGCCACCCAAGCCUAUGACCCCCAGAGUUGUGACCCUCUGGUACAGGUCACCUGAGCUACUGCUGGGGGCCAAGACACAAACUACAGCUGUAGACAUGUGGGCUGCUGGUUGUAUAUUUGGGGAGCUUCUGGCCCAUAAGCCUUUGCUUCCAGGCAGAUCAGAAAUCCACCAACUGGAACUUAUUGUGGAAUUGCUAGGUACCCCAAGUGAGGCCAUCUGGCCUGGUUUCUCACAGCUGCCAGCAUUAGAACAGAUCAGCCUGAAGAAGCAGCCCUACAACAACCUAAAACAUCGCUUCCCUUGGCUGUCUGAAGCUGGACUCAGACUCCUCAACUUCCUCUUCAUGUAUGAUCCUAAGAAAAGGGGCAGUGCAGAAGAGUGCAUGAAAAGUUCCUACUUCAAAGAGAAGCCCCUCCCCACAGAGCCUGAGCUGAUGCCCACCUUCCCUCACCACAGGAACAGGAGAAGAAGUGUGCAGAGACCUGAGGCCAGACCAAAGGAUCAGGAUACAGCCUACAAAAGACCAGAUUUUGGACAAGCUUUCUCCUCUCCAGCAAAGAAGAUGAAGCUAUGACCAUUGACCAUCAACAAAAUGUACAGACACAGUGGCUGCAGAUCACCCAUGUUAGGCAAUACACAUCACAGCUCAGGCUGCCAUGCCCUGGAACAAUUUGUGAGCUGUUAGGUGAUAAAUCAGUGAGUUAUGCUUUAUGAUGGAGUUAUAUGACAACCUUAUUAGGUCAAGCAGCAUCCUUAGAACAAUCUGGAGGAAGUGUACAGAAGACAAAUGGUGGCAUUACCAUGAAUAAAGAAGGAACAUAUUUAUGCACAAUAUGUGGCACACUAAAUCUGAACCUAAGAAUCUAUAAAGAAUUAUACUCCUAUCCUAUGUUGUUAGCACUGGAGUGUUGUAUACAAAACAAUUUGUGUCAUAACAUGUUUGUAAUGUCUUUAGAAUUGUGCAACACAGGCAUGCUGUCACGACUUAAAUGUUUUUGUAAGGCUCUGAUUGCCCUUGCUCUUUGCACAAAAAGCUUUACUGUUUUUUUUUACUGUUUGUUCACCAGUGACUGAUGUUUGGUAACGCGUGAUUGGUUAAAGUUGGAAUAUACCAUCUUACAGAUUUCCAAAUUGUACUAGGUAACUGCAUAUCAUCAUUUAGUAUUUUUUUAAACUUAAUGUCGAACUUUUGUGAUCAUUUUAGUCUAUAUUACAUAAUUAAACAGAAUUACUUUAUAAAUGUGUGUUGCUCCUAUUUUGUUAUCUUCCAACUCAAGUGGUAUGCUUUGCAUCUAAUUCACUUCACCUGUGGAAACCUUAGUCCCCUGGAGACUCUAUUGUUUGUAAGUUGCCUAGUUGUUAAGCAAACAUAUUAUUUACAAAGUGUAAAGACAUCUGAUAUGGCCUAUUGUCUGCCAGUACUAUUUGACUUGAGAACAAAUAUGUUGCUAUGUAUCUAGCUAUGGGCCUUUAUUCACGGUAGAGUACUACAACACACAACAGCAGGAACCCAAAUCAUGGCUGUACCAUCAAGUUUGGGGAAGCAAAAGUAUGAAUCUCGGAGGGUCACCUUUGGUGGACAGGGACAAGGAGAAGGAGAGUUUGAUGGUCUGAGGGGUGUUACAGUAUCACACAAGGGAGACAUCUAUGUUGCAGACAGCGGGAACCAAAGAAUCCAAGUCUUCACCCUGAAGGGAAGAUUUGUCAGGCAGUUUCCAACGUUCGUGUCAUUUGAACAGAACAUGUACCCACUUGAUGUGGCCAUCGACAAGGAGGAAAACCUGUGGGUGGUGGGGGAGACAAGGCCUGGUGAUUUUGCCAUGCAGUACUCCAAAAAGGGCAGGGUGUUGAGGAAGAUCGACCUAAGGUAUACGGGGGAUAGAACGUCUUCUGGAGUUGCAGUGAACACCAGGAAGAACCACAUCCUUGUUGCACAAACCAUAAGAAGCUAUAAAAUGCAUGGUGAGGUGCAGGUGCUGAGGCCAGAUGGAACGUGUGUGAGAACUGUGGGUCGUUACCAGGGGAUGCAGGACCCACAGUAUAUAACUGUUGAUGGACAAGGCAACAUCAUUGUGUCAGACCUCUGUACCCACUCUGUCUAUGUGUACGAUGAAGACGGCCAGUUUGUGCAUAAGUUUGGAGAUGAAAGUCUGUGGAAGCAUCUCAUCUACGGCAUCUGUACAGACAAGUCAGGUAAUAUCAUUGUCGCAGUGUCCACCGGUGGGGUUGUGGACAUGUUCGAUAACACAGGCAGGUUUCUCAAACACAUCAUGACAGACGUAGGGCCUCCGUGGACUGUUGCCAUGGCAACAAAGGGGCGGCUUGUGGUGACUGAUUAUGACAGCAACACAGUCAACAUUGUUCCAAUUACUGAACCUGAUGAUGAGUGAAUAGAUCAGUGAACUUGUGUAAACACACACAAUGAGCAAGUGUACAAGUGUUUUUAAUGUCUGUUCUUUGUUUAGCUUGAAAAUAUUCAGAGAAAAAAUUCUACAUCAAAUCUCUUUUAUACUGUCCACAAAAAAAAUUCUAUAUCAAAUCUCUUUUAAUACUGUCCA